This is a messenger RNA of Sphenostylis stenocarpa, 207 nucleotides long. Lineage: Eukaryota; Viridiplantae; Streptophyta; Magnoliopsida; Fabales; Fabaceae. The record is from the annotation of a GenBank genome assembly.
AUGUAUCAGUUACACACUGAAUGGAAAGUGGAAACUGGCACUGCACUGGAGUUGGUGAAGCCAAAAAAUCAAUUGGACACUGACAUCACAUUUGCUCACUUAAUUGUGAUUCAAUUGGCUAAUCAAGGAUAUGAUAUGGGUAAAUUAUUGUUGUUGUUGUCUUCCAAACAUGACCAAAGGUUCGAGCCAAGUCCAUCAAUUCGGUAG